ACGGGCCGGACGGGCCUGAUGCAAGCGCGGCCUGGUCACUGGCCUCUCGGCUAGCCGGCUGCUUUUUGGGGCGGGAUACAUAUAGACAACUGUAGAAGAACUGUAAUUGUGAUGCUUUAUGUUUGAACAAUGGCAAUGAAUGACAGCGUUAAUAUCUUGAACUCUGCUUAUCUGGCGGUGGAAUAUAUAGACUCCUUCUUGCCUGACAAUCCCUUGCAACAACCAUUUAAAAAUGCCUGGAAUUACAUGCUGGAUAACUACACAAAGUUCCAGAUUGCAACUUGGGGAUCACUUAUAGUUCAUGAAGUUUCAUACUUCUUGCUCUGUGUACCUGGAUUUGUCUUUCAGUUUAUACCAUACAUGCAAAAGUAUAAAAUUCAGCAGGAUAAACCAGAAACAUGGGAAAAACAGUGGAAGUGUUUCAAAACACUCCUCUUCAAUCACUUUUUUAUUCAGCUUCCUCUGAUUUGUGGCACCUAUUACUUCACAGAGUACUUUAACAUCCCGUAUGAGUGGGAAGAGAUGCCUAGAUGGUAUGUUCUGGUUGCCCAGUGUUUUGGAUGUGCAGUGAUUGAGGAUGCCUGGCACUAUUUCCUGCACAGAUUGCUGCAUCACAAGAGAAUAUACAAGUAUAUUCAUAAGGUUCACCAUGAGUUUGUUUCUCCAUUUGGAAUGCAAGCUGAAUAUGCGCAUCCUCUGGAAACACUUAUCCUUGGAACUGGCUUUUUUAUUGGAAUUGUUGUUUUCUGUAACCAUGUGAUUCUUCUGUGGGCAUGGGUGAUAUGUCGCUUGAUGGAAACCAUUGACGUACACAGUGGCUAUGAUGUUCCGCUGAACCCUCUUCACUUGGUGCCAUUCUAUGCUGGGGCCCGUUUUCAUGAUUUCCAUCACAUGAACUUUAUCGGCAAUUACGCGUCAACCUUCACGUGGUGGGACAGAAUCUUUGGUACAGAUUCUCAAUUCAUUGCCUAUAAAGAAAAAGAGAAGAAACAACAACUUGUAACGAAGAAGAAGGCUAACUAAAUUUCCAGCAUAAAAAUUCUGAUGCUAAUACUGGUAGUCAACUUUUGCUUUUCUGUAAAGCAAAAUAGCGAUUGGGUGUUAAGCAUAAAUCUUGUUCCUUGGCUACUAAGUGGUAGGGAAAAAUGGCUAAUUACACUGCAGUAUGUCCCUAAUGGGAAUGCUUUCUAUUUUAUACGUAAGUACUGCAUAUAUUUUAACUACAGAUUUAAAGAUGAUGCAAAAAAACCUGAGAUGACCUGUGUCUAUCCAUUUUUUUUGGGGAAAAAAAAAUCAAUUUUAUCUUUAAUGUUGCCCACUUUGGAUCCAGGUAGACUUAUAUAUGUACACUGAAAUUGGACUUACUUUUUUAAAAUAUAUAUUCUUAAAUUUGUAAUAUCAAAUAGCAGAACAUAUUAACUGGUAUCAGCACUGUAUUAUUUAAAUAUUGGGUAAAAGUUGCUUAAAACCAAAACAUCUGUUAGUGGGAAGCUUGGACAGGCCAUUUGCACACUGGAUAAUGCAAACUGUUAAUAACAGAACACCGCAGAGACAUUCCUGAUCUAGAUUUAUUAUGUUAUUUCAGAUUACAGGUAAAAAAGAAUAUACAUUCUUAUUUGAAGAAACUGGUUUUUGCUGCUCUUUUG
This is a messenger RNA of Egretta garzetta (little egret), 1646 nucleotides long. It is a transcript of the gene MSMO1, whose product is annotated as methylsterol monooxygenase 1. NCBI's taxonomy places the organism in Eukaryota, Metazoa, Chordata, Aves, Pelecaniformes, Ardeidae. Gene Ontology annotation, molecular function: iron ion binding; C-4 methylsterol oxidase activity. The coding region runs from base 130 to 1023 and encodes 297 amino acids. The record is from RefSeq and is a predicted model, not a curated record. Gene Ontology annotation, biological process: sterol biosynthetic process. The transcript is spliced from 6 exons.